Molecule: messenger RNA, 444 nt
Organism: Vicia faba (fava bean)
Lineage: Eukaryota; Viridiplantae; Streptophyta; Magnoliopsida; Fabales; Fabaceae
Source: the annotation of a GenBank genome assembly
AUGAUGAGCCGCCGCUUGCAUGAAAGAGAACAUGUUGAAGAAGACCGAAGCAACGAAGGUGAUGAUUUUCUUUGGAGUUUGAAGCAAAGAUCGAAGGAGAUAGAGGUGGCUUUGUUUGCUUCACGGAGGGGGCGCAAGUUUGCACCGAUCAGAAGAGUAUUGCGCGUCUCUCAGCUUCGGUUUCAAUGCAUCUUAACUUUUGGAUUUCGAAGCUGCGAUUUGACCGUGUCUACACCUAAACUUCAUCUUUGGAAUUCAAAGAUUGAGGAUGUAGAUUACACAGUGAUGAAGAAUGAAAAUUUAGUGGUGAUGAUUGUUACUGUUGAAGAUGAACGCAGGUCAAGUUCCAACUGGCCAGUAGGAUUUGUGUUGAAGCAGUGUGAAGAUUAUGGUGAAGAGGUAAGGUCAAACUGUGGGAUUUCGUGGAAGACAUAUGAAGAUUAG